AUGCAUCGAACAACAAGACGACCGGCCCCUCUCGAUUUCUCGCUGCAAUCCAACUCUGCGUACGGUAUCGACAGGCGGAAGUAUCUUGGCGUGCCCAAUUCACAAUCCAGUCCAGUCUACCUUGAAGCACCAGUACGGGACGGGCUUCACACUCCACCAGGAGACAAUAUGGGGACUACGUAUCAACAUCCGCAAUACACAAACUACGCUGGUCGACAAGAUCCUCCCUACUCCAUACCCUCGGUUGGACAAAAUGGUUAUGCUGGUGCAUACGCAGAGGCGAGCGCUGCCCCAAAACAAUACUCCACACUGAGCCAACCCACCGCUCAAGUUCCUUCUCAAAUUCCCACAUCAGCCCUUCGAAAUGAGGUUCAAAAUGUGCUACCUCCAUAUAGACAGCCGUCAAGUCCUGCGCCUGCCAGCAGAACAAACAUCAUGGGGCCCGUGGAGGAACAGUCCCGCGGGAAGAGUACAAAUAGAGACAUGAUUAUUCCGAAUUUGCAGAUACCUUCUUCGAUAAAUGAUAGUGGAGGCAGUUUGGCCGAAUUUGCUGCCCAGAUUACAUGCUUAUUCUGGUUUGAAUCGACAGAAACGUUAAACCGGGCUGAGAGUAUGGGUCCUUCUUCGUCCCCAAUCAAAAGAUUACGGAAUGAAGCUCUACCUUCGAGCGGGUUCAGAAAAUGGGUAGUCACGAUUCUGUCAACAACUCAGGUUACGCAAAAUGUUAUACUGUUGGCACUUUUGUUCAUUUACCGACUAAAGAAAAUCAACCCAGCAGUGAAAGGUAGAAGCGGGAGUGAAUAUCGGCUUUUGACUGUAGCGCUGAUGUUGGGCAAUAAAUUUCUCGAUGAUAAUACGUACACUAACAAGACAUGGGCUGAGGUAUCCGGAAUAUCAGUCACCGAAAUUCACGUUAUGGAGGUCGAGUUUCUGAGCAACAUGAGAUAUAGCUUGUUGGCAUCGGAAUCUCAGUGGAAAGAUUGGCAGGCAAAGCUUGGAAAUUUUUGGACCUUUUGCGAUCGGGCAUCCAAGGCUCCAGUACUUCAAUAUUCUCCAAGUAUGGACCCGAUCUUGCCAUCGCCCCCAGUUUCCAUGCAAGCUUCACCCCCUUCGCAAACACCUUCUCUCGCAAGCGGAUUUUCGUCAAGUUCGGCCAGCUCCAGCUCUAGUUCCAGCCACUACAACCAGCAAUGGCCUGUCAAUAACUACCCGACUCCUCUACCGUCUAUGCCAGAACACGAUUUGCGCUCAACUCGAAAGCGGAGUUAUGAAGGUGAUGCAGAGGAGCCAGCUCCAAAGCGGACCACGAGACCAUCUCCGAAUAGACCAGCAGGUUUCGCCCCAACUGCACCUCCGAUGAGGCACGACGUUCCUAGAUUACCAGUUCCAAAUUUGACAAUUUCAACCAGCCAACCCAUGAGCACUGGUUACAAUUCAGCCUCCAGCUUGAAUGGUCCCGUUCUCCCACCUAUCGGUGGGAGAGCAAUGUCUUCAGUCUAUCCCACCACACCAUCCUGGACUCCACAUUUACCAGCAUUGACACCUACUGGACCCCCAAGCCAACACGGCCCUCACAGUGCUGGUGGCUACACGACCCCCUCUCACCGCCAAAGCCCCCAUUCGGUACAGGAGUUAUUAUCCCUCGGGUCUUCACCAAUAUCGGCCAGCUUUCCCCACAAUCCCGGUCAUAUCUCUCCUUCUCUCUUUCUUCAGCAAAGAAACUCGCCUUACAAACCAGUCCGACAUGUAAACACACUUUUAUAUCCACCGCCAUCUGGAUCAAUGCAAGGCUUCUCCACAAACCCCGGUCAAAUGCACUACCAACCGCUAGGAAGGAGGAAUGACUACCGUUCAGGCGUUGUUCCCGAAUACAGCUACCCAUAUCAGCAGUACCCUGUUCUACCACAACCUAAUUUUCACGCCUAA
Lachnellula hyalina is the source of this 1926-nucleotide messenger RNA. Its product is annotated as Meiotically up-regulated protein. Gene Ontology annotation, molecular function: cyclin-dependent protein serine/threonine kinase regulator activity; protein kinase binding. The transcript has 3 exons. The record is from RefSeq and is a predicted model, not a curated record. Gene Ontology annotation, cellular component: cyclin-dependent protein kinase holoenzyme complex; nucleus. Lineage: Eukaryota; Fungi; Ascomycota; Leotiomycetes; Helotiales; Lachnaceae. The coding region runs from base 1 to 1926 and encodes 641 amino acids. Gene Ontology annotation, biological process: regulation of cyclin-dependent protein serine/threonine kinase activity.